Messenger RNA from Impatiens glandulifera, 1698 nucleotides. Its product is annotated as probable pectinesterase/pectinesterase inhibitor 21. The record is from RefSeq and is a predicted model, not a curated record. Lineage: Eukaryota; Viridiplantae; Streptophyta; Magnoliopsida; Ericales; Balsaminaceae. Bases 1 to 1698 code for a protein of 565 amino acids. Gene Ontology annotation, biological process: cell wall modification. The transcript is spliced from 3 exons. Gene Ontology annotation, molecular function: pectinesterase activity; pectinesterase inhibitor activity.
AUGGCGAAUAAGAUAGCCGUCUUGGGCUUGUCUUCCAUAUUACUGGUGGCAGCCGUCAUCGGAGUUGUCACCGUCUCGAAAAGAGGCGGUGAAUCGUCCGAUGGCACUGAGAACUUGGGCGGAGGAAUAUCAACCACUACUAAGUCUGUUGAGUCGAUCUGCAAGUCCACCGACUACAAGGACACGUGCACGAGCACUUUGGCUCCGGCGGCUGGCAACAUUAGUGAUCCUAAAGAGCUCAUUAAGUUAGCCUUUAAUGUCGCGGUCGAGCAUAUCUCGUCCGCCAUGGCGAACUCUUCGGUUCUUCAACAGGCGGAGACUGAUCCUAGAACGCAUGAUGCCUUCGAGAACUGCAAAGAGCUUCUCAACGACUCCAUGGAUGAUCUCCGGGAUUCCAUGGAUAAGUUCUCCAAUUUCGAUGUUACUGGGAUUGAUGAGUUCUUCUCCGAUCUCAAAACUUGGCUAAGUGGAGCCUUAACUUUUCAGGGAACGUGCUUGGACGGUUUCGAGAACACCACAGGGGAUAGCGGCGAGAAGAUGAAGAAACUCCUCCAAGUCUCGGGUGAAUUGACGCGUAAUGGUCUUGCUAUGGUUGAUGCCUUUGCCGACACCAUUACGAAUCUCAACCUCUCCGCCCUAACCGGACGUAGACUCCUUUCGGAUGACGGUCUCCCCUCGUGGAUCGAUGCCGGCAAACGCAGCCUGCUCGAAGCUCCUGCAACUGCCUUUACUCAAACCAACGUUAAUGGUCCCUUGACUCCUAAAGUCACCGUGGCCUUGGACGGAUCAGGCGAUGUGAAAACCAUCGCUGCCGCUCUCCUAAGAGUGCCGAAGAAGAACAAGACUCCUUUUGUUAUUCAUAUUAAGGCUGGCAUCUAUCAAGAGUAUCUCGAGAUUGGAAGGAAGAUGAGUAAUGUUGUUUUGAUUGGAGACGGACCGACGAAAACUAGGAUUACCGGAAACAAGAAUUUUGUCGACGGAAUUAACACCUUUAGGACUUCGACUGUUGUUGUCCAAGGAAAUCACUUCUUUGCAAAGGGAAUUGGAUUCGAGAACAGCGCCGGAGCCAAAAAACAUCAAGCGGUCGCCCUCCGUGUAUCUUCCGACAUGGCAAUGUUCUACCAAUGCGACAUGGACGGUUAUCAAGACACCCUCUACGUCCACGUCCAUCGUCAAUACUAUCGCGAGUGCAAAAUCUCGGGCACAAUCGAUUUCAUCUUCGGGGACGCCAACUCGUUAUUCCAAAACUGCACCAUGAUUGUAAGACAGCCUCUAGAGAACCAGGGCUGCAUGGUCACGGCUCAAGGGCGCGACGACAAACGCGAGAACACGGGCAUAGUCCUACAAAAGUGCACCAUCUCGGCCGCGCCCGAGUUCACCUCGUCACCUUACAAAAUCUCGGCUUACCUUGGUAGACCAUGGAAACAAUUCUCAAGGACCAUUAUCAUGCAAACACAAAUCGAUGGUUUCAUUGAUCCAACUGGAUGGGCUCCAUGGGCCGGUUCAUUUGGAAUAGAUACUUUGUUUUAUUCUGAAUAUGCCAAUACUGGUCCGGGUGCGGACAAGAGCAAUAGAGUUAAAUGGGCCGGAAUUAAGACCAUAACCGCCCAAGAUGCGGUCCAAUUCACCGGAGCCCGUUUUAUUGCCGGGAAUUUAUGGGUUAAGCCCUCCGGUGUGCCUUAUGACGCCGGCAUGUAG